This is a messenger RNA of Plodia interpunctella (Indianmeal moth), 2810 nucleotides long. Its product is annotated as hemicentin-1-like. The transcript is spliced from 17 exons. Gene Ontology annotation, molecular function: axon guidance receptor activity. The record is from RefSeq and is a predicted model, not a curated record. Gene Ontology annotation, cellular component: axon; plasma membrane; neuronal cell body. Gene Ontology annotation, biological process: homophilic cell-cell adhesion; synapse organization. NCBI's taxonomy places the organism in Eukaryota, Metazoa, Arthropoda, Insecta, Lepidoptera, Pyralidae. The coding region runs from base 50 to 2698 and encodes 882 amino acids.
AAAUCUAGUAUUCCACAAACUGACAUCGACGCAGGACACGUUUUGCAAAAUGUUGUGCCUAUUUUUUGCUUUAUGUGUACUGAGACUGGCUACAGCCGACAGUUUCACUAUAAUUCUUGAUACAACAUAUUCCAUGCGUGAUGAUGUUGAGAUCUUAAAAAGCAACUUGAGGUCGGUAGUGGACGCGCUGCGCUUGAGUCCACACGUUGAAGAGUUUAUACUCGUGCCUUUCAAUGAUCCGGAUGUCGGCCUGCCAGUGAUAACGAAGGUUCCCGAAGAUUUCUUGGGUGCAAUCAACUCGAUAAGGACAAGUGGAGGGACAGACUGCCCUGAAAACACCCUCGCUGGCAUCAGAAAGGGCCUGGAGAUUAGUAAACCUGACUCCAAUAUAUUCGUCUUUACUGACGCAUUCGCAAAUGAUUUCAACCAAGUUUCGGUCGUCAAAGGUCUUUGCAGAACUACAAGAAGUAGGGUAACCAUAUUCCUAAGCGGGUUCUGUGAGGCGAGGGAAGGGACAGUGGAAAUAUAUAAAAACAUCACUGACCAUUGCUCCGGAGCUGUGUUUCAAUUAGGCCUAGAUAACUUUAGAAAGGCAUUCCAGCUUAUGAAGGAAAUUACGAAAGUGGAAUGGAAUAGAGUUCAAAACUAUAGUCCCCUCACUGACCCAUAUGAAUUCCAGAUUUCAUUCGAUACUUUCACGUCAAACGCGAUGGUGAUGGCAUCGGGAAAAGGCGCGUCGGUGACAAUCCACGGCUGUUUCGAAUGUGAAGAUGUGUUGCGGGACCCGAAGUCAUUUCACAUUCUUCGAGUGAGGCCGUAUCUUGGCACAUUCAGAGCUACAUUAAGGUGUGAAACCUGUACUUCUCUAGCUGUUUACAAGAGACUUGAUCUAAAAUUCAGUUAUGGAUUUUCAACUAGACCUGUUAAAAAUUUAAAAGAAACUACUCAGAAACCCAUACCAGGCAUAGACAACUACAUAACAAUAUUUGUUGACAACGAGUCAAGCGUGAGCGUAAACUCUAUGGAGCUACAGUCUGAUGGAAGCCCCGUAUCGGAACUCCAGCUAAGCCAGGUGUCUCCAGGGAAUUAUUAUACCACCGCCUACAUUUAUGCUGGCAAGCGUUACCGAAUUAUAGUUAAAGGAUACGACACAACAACAUCCCAACAGUUGACGGGUUCAUCAAAUAUUUUGCAACCACAAACAACAGGAUUCGCCCCAGCUUCAAUGUCACCAGCGAUAGAAAUCAUAAAGCCAGACAAUACAUUACUAGAAUAUGGCGCGAGUAUUACAUUGGCCAGUCGAGUAACAGCUUACCCCAAACCUGACAUCUGGUGGGAGGAUGAAAACGAAAGAAAACUGAACUCGGACAACAUUCUUUUGGAAACUCCAGCCAUAUACAUAAGCUAUAUAACUACUAACGUUAUAUCGAAUACGACAUUGUUUUGUAAAUCAAAAAAUUACGACGGCGAAGCAUCGCAAGAAAUAAGUUUAUUUGUGAAUAGAACUGCCAUUUUGGAAUUUGUACAAAAGCCUAAAGAUCAAACUAUUGAAUACGGUAAAGAAGUUAAGAUUCAUUGCGAAGUGAAUUCAUAUCCUGAAGCGUCCAUAACAUGGUACCACAACGAGACACUGCUGGAAGAUUCCGACAAUAUAAAAAUAAAUAAUGAUGAUAAUGCCCUUGUUAUACAAAAGAUGGGCUUGGAAGAUGUCGGGGAUUAUAAAUGCGAAGCCGACAAUAAAGUUCAGACGAAGUCUGUGACUGCUGUAAUUGAAAUUUCGGAUUUAGAAUAUCCUGAAAUGGCCACGGAUACGUCAGAGAUUUCUAUAAAACUCGGGAGACAAGCUAGCAUUAAGUGCAGCAUCAUAAAAGGCAAGCCAACUCCAGAGGUGACCUGGCAAUACAAAUCCGAUGACAGUGAUGAAUUUGGCGAACUUCCAACAGACCUUUCUAGUUCUACUGACGAUAAACCCACAAGAAGCAAACGUGACUUUUUUGAUUAUUUGGCUGGUAGUUGGGAUACGAAAGAAGAAAAGUCCAAUGAUAAAUCACUAACACUUAAUACUAAUAAAGCUGGGACAUAUCAAUGCAAAGGUAGCAACAUUCUUGGAGAAAAUGCCAAAGAAAUAGUGGUGAAAGUUCAAGUUCCACCAGAAAUUCGCAACAAUGAAGAUGAAAUUAUUACCGUUAAAAAGAAUAACAGAGUAGAGUUGUCAUGUGAAGUGAGUGGUACUCCCCGGGCUAGUGUACGAUGGGAGAUCUCCCAUGGUGACGACUUCGUGCCUCUCAGUGAUAGACAUCACAUUGAUGAUAGAAACACAUUGAGAUUUAACGCGCUUCAGAAGGAUUCCGGAGAUUAUCACUGCAUAGCUGAAAAUGAAUUUGGAAGAGCUGAGAAGAGAUAUUCCGUCAUUGUGCUUGUGAGACCUUACAUCGAAGCACCUGAACCAAGAGUGGUGAACACUGCAGUUGGUUCGACUAUAUCAUUGCCUUGUAACGUUCAGUCCGGCAGUCCACCACCUUCGACCUGGUGGGAGUUUAGUGCACCUGAUUCACCACCAACCACUUUAUCAAGAGGUAAUUCAACAAACGUGCUGGUUUUGAGACGUGUAACUAAAGCACAAGAGGGAUCAUACAGGUGCAUCGCCCGAAACGACCUAGGUGUUGACAGUAUUCAAAUAAUGGUCAACGUUCAAUAAAAUAUUUCAAUGUUUACUUUCUACAUAUUUAAAACUUCUGCUUGUCUAUAUUUAUAGACAUUUGUUAAGUACAAAUUUAUGGACCAAUAAAAAUAAUAUAAGUACAAAAUAA